Messenger RNA from Chenopodium quinoa (quinoa), 2754 nucleotides. Its product is annotated as LRR receptor-like serine/threonine-protein kinase FLS2. Lineage: Eukaryota; Viridiplantae; Streptophyta; Magnoliopsida; Caryophyllales; Amaranthaceae. The coding region runs from base 729 to 2405 and encodes 558 amino acids. The transcript has a single exon. The record is from RefSeq and is a predicted model, not a curated record. Gene Ontology annotation, molecular function: protein binding.
GUAAAGCAAGGGAAAACAUGAUUUUACGAUGAUCACACUUUGUAAUAAAUCUUAUGUAGAGAUCAGAUUAAUCUAGAAUGUCAUGGCAAACUAACACUUAACAUACUGCUCACUAAAAUAAAAUUCAGAACCAAUUAUAACAUAUUAGUACAAAAGCUCUCCAAAGAUAUUUUAUUAGAGGUACAAUUAUUUCUCAUUUGUAAGAGCUGUGACUCUAAAACUUAUUAAUCACUGUAAUGGUCGUUACUUUAAAUUGUAGUGUGUACAAUACGAAGUCAAAUUAGUACAUCAGCUUGCCUCAUUCUAAUACUCUUUCGCUUCUGUGUUUAGUAAUACUUGCAUAAUAUUUCACUUUCUUCCGACUUUUAUCAGUUCGCUUUCAAUAAAGAUAAACAUUAUGAUGUCAUGUAUUCGGUAGAUGUCAACUAGCUUAGUUGGUUAAUGUUUUGAAGGUACUUAAGAUAUGAGAUCAAUUCUUGCCUCAUGCUUUAAACAUACAUGACAGUGUAGAAAUUCUACUUUAUGUUGACUAAAAAUAGUCAUAAACGUCGUCUAACAGGCUUCUAGUAUUUCUUUUUUUUUUUUUUUUUUUUUUUUCUUUUAUAGCAAUUUGGUUAGAUACCUUGCUGCUGAUAUCAGUAUAAAAUCAUGCAUCAAGCAGCAAAACAGUAGUAUAAAUAAGAAUCACACCAUCACUUUAAAGCAUUCACCACUAGAAAGUUUAAAAAAUGGCAUUCCAAAAUUCUGUUUACUUCCCCGCUUUUAUUAUUAUUCUAUAUAGCAUAACAACGACUGUUAUAUCAGUAAAAACUAGCUUUCAGAUUGAACUAGAAGCCUUACAGACCUUCAAGAAAUCUAUCACUAAAGACCCUCUCGAUUCAUUGUCCAACUGGGCUACCAAAAAACACCAUUGCAAUUGGACCAGCAUUUCUUGUGAUGCAAAUACAAGCAAUGUUAUUGCAAUAUAUCUUGGAGAGAAGAAGCUCAGAGGAAGACUGUCUGGUUCCUUAGGAUCCCUAUCCCACCUUCAGGUACUUGACCUAUCCUCUAAUUUAUUUUAUGGUCCGAUUCCUUUAGAGCUGGGAAACUGUUCCCAGCUCCUGCAGUUGAGCCUUUAUGAUAAUGUCCUCUCUGGACCAAUACCGUCAGUGUUGGGAAAACUCCCAAACUUGACAUACCUCGACUUGGGAAACAAUUCCUUCACCGGAAGCAUCCCAGACAGUAUCGCAAACUGUACAUCCUUGGAGCAAAUUGGGUUGAGUUCAAACAAUCUUACAGGUAAAAUUCCACUUAACAUUGGAAAUUUAGCUAGUCUCCAAGUCAUUGUUGCUCAUACAAAUAAUUUAGAAGGUUCCAUACCCAAAUCCAUAGGGAAGUUGACAGCAUUAAGGACUUUAGAUCUCUCCCUAAACAAACUAUCUGGGGUAAUACCAGCAACAUUAGGCAACCUGCAUAAUUUGACAUAUCUAAACUUAGAAAACAAUUUCUUAACUGGAAGCAUCCCUGAAAAUUUCUUCAACUGCACAUCUUUGGAACAAAUUUCACUCAGUUAUAAUAAUCUUACAGGAAAAAUUUCAUCUAAGAUAGGAAAUUUAGCUUCCCUCCAAUUUUUCAUUGCUUAUUCCAACAAAUUAGAAGGUUUGAUACCUGAAACUAUUGGGAACUUAACAGCAUUGACUGCAUUAGACCUUAGUGGAAAUCAGUUAUCUGGAAUAAUUCCUCCCAGCAUAGGAAACUUGAUAAACAUACAAACCCUACAUCUUAUGGAGAAUAAACUUACAGGAAAAAUACCACCUGAAAUAGGCCGCUGUAGAAAUCUAACUAAACUGAGUUUGUACAGCAACAAAAUAGAAGGCAGCAUCCCUUCAGAGUUGGGUAAUUUACGUAACCUGCAAGACCUAGCCCUAUAUAAUAACAAAUUAACUUCUAUAAUCCCCAAGUCCUUAGGGAACUGCAAACUUUUGACAACCUUACAAAUUUCAGCAAAUCAACUAAGCGGAAUUAUACCUCCUGAGAUUGGAUCUCUACCAUCCUUGGAAGUGCUGUUUCUGCAGAUGAACAAUCUGACAGGCCCAAUUCCAUCUUCUUUGACCAAUCUAACAAACUUACAACAAUUUUCAGCAAGUAUGAAUUUUCUCACAGGAAAAAUACCAUCUGACAUUGGAAAACUUUCUAGCUUAAAGAAGAUUGCUCUGAAUGACAAUCUUUUAAGUGGCUCAGUCCCUAGUAGCAUUACCAAUUGUUCGAACCUACUAGAUAUCAGCUUAUCUUAUAAUAUGUUAACUGGGAAGAUACCACAAGGUUUAGGGCGGUUGUCCAACAUCACAUUUAUUUCUGUUGGAAGCAAUUUCUUGUCUGGAGGAAUUCCAGAUGACCUCUUUGAUUGCUCCAAUCUCAAACCUUAGACUUAGCCACUAAUAAGCUAAGCGGGCCCUUGAAACAAAGAGUGGGGGAACUAAGCAAGUUAAAAACUUUACAACUUUCUCAGAAUUCAUUUAUUGGGAAUAUUCCACCACAGAUAGGUAACCUAACAAUGCUGAUCAGCCUAAGACUCCACACAAAUAGGUUCACCGGCCAAAUUCCUCUGGAACUCUCUAGGCUCUCGCUCCUUCAAGCCCUUACAUUGAAUGAUAAUGCAAUGGAAGGUGAAAUUCCACAUGAGUUUUUUCAAUUAAAACAACUCAACAUUCUUAAGUUGCAAAAUAAUCAGUUUAGAGUUCCAAUCUCAGAGUCUUUUUCUGAAUUGAAGCUUCU